AUGGAGGAGCAGUUGAUCAGCGAGAUCGAACGGCGGCCCGUGCUGUACGACAGAAGCGUGCAGGCGUGCAAAAAGAUGUCGGCCAGGGACGAGGCCUGGCGCGAAGUGGCCGACAUCAUGAAGCAAUCCGAGGCCGAAGUCAAGAAACGAUGGCGUACGCUCCGGGAUUCGUUCAUGCGGUUCCACCGGUUGCAGAGGACGUUCGGGCCCAAGGGCAAGAAGAAAAUGUGGAUCUACUACAACGAAAUGGCGUUUCUGAUACCACACAUCGAGCCCAGAGAUUACAAGAUGUCCGGCGGCGGCUUUGACGGCAACGAGUACAACGACGACACGAUGGACAACAACAGCCGACAAGAACCGCACACCGCCGACAUGGUGUCGAUCGCGUCCGACAUGUGCGAGGCCGAGUUGACCACGCCGCCGAGCACCGGGUGCCCGUGCUACAAUGGCAUCGGUAUUCACGUGCAGAACCAAGACCCGUCCAUGAUGAUGAUGGACUCGCCCGCCGUCAAACGGAAACGGCCGGACGAGUCAUCGGACCCGGUGGACGACUCGGACGAACACUUCGCGCUGAGCUGCGUGGCCGCGUUGCGCCGUCUGCCGAUUCGCAAAAACGCCGAAAUGCGCAUGAAAAUCUUGCACAUGCUGUACGAGGCGGAGUACGGCGAAGAACCCGCGACGAGAUAGAUCUUCGACUCACAUUAUUACUAUCACUACCUAUUUUGCAUUAUUGUAUUAUCAUCUCAUGACUUGUACAUUUCAUUAUUAUUAUUAUUAUUAUUAUUAUUAUUAUUACUAUUAUUAUGAACCUACACUACUACACUCCACCUAUUUAUUGACAUAUUGUAAUACCUAUUAAUUAUUAUUACGUGUAUAGAUUAAGAUACAUUAAUAUUACCAGUGUAUUGUAAAAUUUAGCUUGUUUAUCGUAAUGAGAUAAAAUAAUAUAAAUAUUCUUUUGUACGUA
This is a messenger RNA of Sipha flava (yellow sugarcane aphid), 967 nucleotides long. Its product is annotated as transcription factor Adf-1-like. The record is from RefSeq and is a predicted model, not a curated record. Bases 1 to 687 code for a protein of 228 amino acids. The transcript is spliced from 3 exons. Gene Ontology annotation, molecular function: DNA binding. Gene Ontology annotation, cellular component: transcription regulator complex; nucleus. Gene Ontology annotation, biological process: regulation of transcription by RNA polymerase II. Lineage: Eukaryota; Metazoa; Arthropoda; Insecta; Hemiptera; Aphididae.